Molecule: messenger RNA, 3017 nt
Organism: Mus musculus (house mouse)
Lineage: Eukaryota; Metazoa; Chordata; Mammalia; Rodentia; Muridae
Gene: Anapc2
Product: anaphase promoting complex subunit 2
Exons: 13
Coding region: 51-2564 (837 amino acids)
Biological process (GO): positive regulation of axon extension; protein K48-linked ubiquitination; negative regulation of gene expression
Cellular component (GO): nucleoplasm; anaphase-promoting complex
Source: RefSeq, marked reviewed
UUGCGUCAUCACCGUGCGCUCUACUGGGCGGGUCUGUUUUGUGGACAGUGAUGGAGGCCGAGGGUGUGGCGGUGGCGGCGGCGGCGGCGGCGGCGGCGGCGGCGGCGACAAUUAUUGCCUCCGAUGACUGCGACUCUAGGCCUGGACAGGAGCUCUUGGUUGCCUGGAAUACUGUGAGCACCGGUCUGGUGCCGCCGGCCGCGCUGGGGCUGGCGUCUUCCCGGACCAGCGGUGCAGUCCCACCAAAGGAGGAAGAGCUUCGUGCAGCGGUGGAGGUUCUGAGGGGACACGGUCUGCACUCUGUCCUGGAGGAGUGGUUCGUGGAAGUGCUGCAGAACGACCUUCAAGGCAAUAUUGCCACGGAGUUCUGGAAUGCCAUCGCUCUGCGAGAAAACUCUGUCGAUGAGCCCCAGUGCCUUGGGCUGCUCCUGGAUGCGUUCGGUCUGCUGGAAAGCCGCUUGGAUCCCUAUCUGCAUAGCCUAGAACUCCUAGAGAAAUGGACUCGUCUGGGCUUGCUGAUGGGCGCUGGAGCUCAGGGGCUUCGGGAGAAAGUUCACACUAUGUUGCGGGGAGUCCUGUUUUUUUCCACCCCUAGGACAUUCCAGGAGAUGGUCCAGCGCCUCUAUGGUCGUUUCUUGAGAGUCUAUAUGCAGAGCAAGAGAAAAGGAGAAGGGGGCACAGACCCGGAACUAGAGGGUGAGCUAGAUAGCCGGUAUGCCCGCCGCAGGUACUACCGACUUUUGCAGAGUCCUCUGUGCGCAGGAUGUGGCAGUGACAAGCAGCAGUGCUGGUGCCGGCAGGCACUGGAGCAGUUCAACCAGCUGAGCCAGGUCCUGCAUAGGCUCAGUCUGCUGGAGCGGGUUUGUGCUGAGGCCGUGACAACCACCCUGCAUCAGGUGACCCGGGAAAGGAUGGAAGACCGCUGCCGAGGAGAGUAUGAGCGCUCUUUUUUGCGUGAGUUUCACAAGUGGAUAGAGAGAGUGGUUGGUUGGCUUGGCAAAGUGUUCCUUCAGGACAACCCCACCAGACCAACUUCUCCAGAAGCUGGGAACACACUGCGUCGUUGGCGCUGCCACGUACAGAGAUUCUUCUACCGUAUCUAUGCCACCCUACGCAUCGAGGAGCUUUUCAGCAUCAUCCGAGACUUUCCAGACUCCCGGCCAGCCAUUGAAGACCUUAAGUACUGCUUGGAGAGGACAGAUCAGAGGCAGCAACUUCUUGUGUCCCUCAAGGUGGCCCUAGAGACUCGACUCCUCCACCCAGGUGUCAACACAUGUGACAUCAUCACUCUCUACAUUUCUGCCAUCAAGGCAUUACGUGUGCUAGAUCCCUCUAUGGUCAUCCUGGAAGUGGCUUGUGAGCCCAUCCGUCGAUACCUGAGGACACGAGAGGACACCGUACGGCAGAUUGUGGCUGGGCUAACCGGGGACUCAGAUGGGACUGGGGACUUGGCUGUUGAGCUGUCUAAGACUGACCCUGCCUGCCUGGAGACCGGUCAGGACAGUGAGGAUGAUUCUGGAGAGCCCGAGGACUGGGUCCCUGACCCUGUGGAUGCUGAUCCAGUGAAGUCGAGUUCCAAGCGACGUUCUUCAGACAUCAUCAGCCUGCUGGUCAGCAUCUAUGGCAGCAAAGACCUCUUUAUCAAUGAGUACCGCUCGCUACUUGCAGAUCGCCUUCUCCACCAAUUCAGCUUCAGCCCUGAGAGGGAGAUUCGUAAUGUGGAGCUGUUGAAGCUGCGCUUUGGUGAAGCCCCCAUGCACUUCUGUGAGGUCAUGCUCAAGGACAUGGCAGACUCCCGCCGCAUCAAUGCCAAUAUCCGAGAGGAGGAUGAGAAGCGGCCUGUGGAAGAACAGCCACCAUUUGGGGUCUAUGCUGUCAUAUUGUCCAGUGAAUUUUGGCCUCCCUUCAAAGAUGAGAAGCUGGAGGUCCCUGAGGACAUCAGGGCAGCCCUAGACGUUUACUGCAAGAAGUAUGAGAAACUGAAGGCUAUGCGGACACUUAGUUGGAAGCACACCCUGGGCCUGGUGACAAUGGAUGUGGAGCUUGCUGACCGCACCCUGUCUGUUGCGGUGACCCCAGUACAGGCAGUGGUCUUGCUGUAUUUCCAGAACCAAGCCAGCUGGACCCUGGAGGAACUGAGCAAGGUGGUGAAGAUGCCUGUGGCACUGCUUCGAAGACGCAUGUCAGUGUGGCUGCAACAGGGUGUGCUGCGGGAGGAACCUCCAGGCACUUUCUCUGUCAUUGAGGAAGAGCGGCCUCAGGAUAGGGACAACAUGGUGCUGAUUGACAGUGAUGAUGAGAGUGACUCAGGCAUGGCCUCCCAGGCUGACCAGAAGGAAGAGGAGCUACUGCUCUUCUGGGCAUACAUCCAGGCCAUGUUAACCAACCUAGAGAGCCUCUCUCUGGAGCGUAUCUACAGCAUGCUCCGGAUGUUUGUAAUGACUGGCCCUGCGCUGGCUGAGAUUGACCUGCAGGAGCUGCAGGGCUACUUGCAGAAGAAGGUCCGAGACCAGCAGCUCAUCUAUUCUGCAGGUGUCUACCGCCUGCCUAAGAAUUCCAACUGAUGUUCCCUUUCCAGGCUCUGACUACAGCAUUCAUGCCUGUGCAACCCCUAGAUGGACAGCUUCUAUUUCCAUGUUCCUGUGCCCAGUCCCUGCCCGUUCCCUGCCUAACACCCACAGAACAAAUUAAAGCAUAUUGGCUCAUCCUUUCAUGUAUUUUGUUGGAUCCCAUGAAUACAAACAGGUUUGCCCUCUAUAGCCACCCAACCAUAACCCUACAGGGCCUGGAUUCCCAGCAGCAGGUAACUGAGCCACCCAAGAAGCCAGGCUUACCCCAGCCUAAGCUUGUAUGUUUGGGCAAUAGAUUACCCUAAAGCUAUCUCCUGUAGCCUGUCUUAGAAUAUGCUGGGACCUGUUUCAGCAAGAGUGAAUAGGGUUGGCAGCUCAGAGUCUCCCGAGUUAGACUUUGGCCCCAUCCUGCUUUUGUGGCCAUUAAAAGGAACUCUUGGUCCUUCA